Molecule: messenger RNA, 6936 nt
Organism: Carya illinoinensis
Lineage: Eukaryota; Viridiplantae; Streptophyta; Magnoliopsida; Fagales; Juglandaceae
Product: probable inositol transporter 2
Exons: 3
Coding region: 3449-4897 (482 amino acids)
Biological process (GO): transmembrane transport
Cellular component (GO): membrane
Molecular function (GO): myo-inositol:proton symporter activity
Source: RefSeq, a predicted model, not a curated record
AACCCUUAUGUUCUUCGCCUCGCCUUCUCCGCUGGGAUUGGUGGCCUUCUCUUUGGCUAUGACACAGGAGUGAUUUCAGGAGCACUUCUUUACAUAGAAGAUGACUUCGAGGAGGUGGAUAGAAAGACUUUCUUGCAGUCACGGGUAUACUGACAGGUGUCAAAAUAUGCUUCAACGUUACAGUCGUGGUCUUGGACUUCACUCAGUCCAAUAGGGCAACUGACCUCUGACAUACUGUUCUUGCGAACAAAAACAGUACGAAAUUGGACUCAGAGAAUUCUUGGGUCAGAGUCCAGCUUCUUUUGUGGGCUUCUAGGCCCUAUAUUUAAGUGAAAGAAUAAUGAUAUAUUUAUCACUCUUUCAUCACUACUUUACCCUUUUUUUAAUUUUUUAAUUUUUUUUAAAAUUUUUUUUACUUAAUGAUUAAUCAAGUAACUAUCAUUAAAAUUAUAUAUUUUUUAAAUUUUUUCUUAAUAGCUAAGGAUGUUAAAAACAUAUUUUAAAAAAUGAUAAAAAAAUAAAUACACUACAAGUGGUAGAGUAGUGGUAAAAGAGUGGUAAGUGUAUCAUUACUCAUCAGUAAAAAUUUCAAUCAUUUUAACCAAGCAUGCUAAUUAAUCUACCGUACCCCUCGAAUGAAAAUUCUCAUAUUGAGAUUGGUGCGGUUUGUAUAUUGAGUUGAGAUUGAAUAAGUUGAGAUGAGAGUUAAAAGUUGAAUAAAAUAUUGCUAGAAUAUUAUUUUUUAAUAUAUUAUUAUUUUGAAAUUUGAAAAAGUUGAAUUGUUUAUUAUACUUUAUGUGAAAAUUUAAAAAAGUUGUAAUAAUUAAACACUUUCUUUCUCUCCUUACAAUGGCGAUUUUUCUCUGAAAAAAAAAAAAACUUCAUCCUCGUUACAUUUAUUAAUGGUGAUGGAGUAAGUGGUUGUUAAUAGAUGGCUGGGUUCAGAGAGUUAGUAGUAGAGUCUAAGUUGCUUACGCUGGUGAAGGAGGGGGGAAACCUACGUAUUGUUGAACAGGGUUGGAAGGAGAGAUAUGAUGUGUUGGUGCGACUCAAUACUGCUUCGUGGCUUGUGAGAGUCCUGGAGGAGUGUUUGAGAGGGGGAAAAAAGGUGGUUUAUUCGGUGAUACGGGAGAGCUUUCGAAGCUUUGUGGCUCAACGGUGUGAGAAUAGGCGUGGGCGUUAUUUGUCCAUUGUAGAGUAUGGUCACACAGGAAGAAAUGGCAUGCUCUGCUUCCCUGAAGGUGAAAAUGGGUGGGGAUGGAGAAGGCUGAAAGAAUCAGUUGCAGAGCUUGUCCAGACAAGGGGAACUAGGACUGGAACUGCUAUCGGACCUCAGGCGAGCAACCUUCGAAGAGGGGUGACCAACCGGUCAUUCAAGGAAGUUCUCACGACAGCUGUUCCAAACCAGGCGUAGAGAAAUGACGGUGACAGGGCCUCUGACGAAGAGGAGCAUCGAGCCUCACACCUUGUACGGGAUGCAGAAGCUAGCAGGUUGCGUGCUGGACAGGAGGCAUGGGAGACCCGUAGGAGGUUGAUGGAGUUGCAAGGGCAACUGAGGAAGCUGCAGAAGGAGAUGGAGGAAGUACGUUGGCAUGUCGGGCUGAAAAAGGAAAGAAGAUGGUACCGGUAUGAGGACAGGGGCAGAAAUGGAAAAGGCAGUACGCUGGAAAAUUAUAAACAGGGGCCUAUGUGGAUUAAAAAGAACGGGACUUUAAUAACAAAUGGGCCGCAAGCAAGGCCCAGCUGGUUUCUAAUGAAACCCAACUGGGUGAGCAGCCGAUGGAAAGGGCCCCAUCGAACGUAAGGGCCUCGUCGAGUGGGCCGGGUGAAGGCCUGGAGAGUGAAGGCCUGGACCCGCGUGAAGGCCUGUACCCGUGUGAAGACCUGGUUGAUCCGCGGGUUGCUGAACUCACGGGUUCGAAUCAACACGCUACCCAACCAGCAAUGCUGCCCGUGCCGUUGCCGGAAGAGGAGAUGUCGGAGGAGCAACAGAACGUGCUGGCGACUUGGGUGGACCUUUCCGAAGACGGCAAACAGGUGUGGGACGACCGGAAUGUGGAGGUGGAUCACGCUAAGGGCACAACGAAGUGAGAGGGAGGGCCGAAUGCACCUCUUCAGACCCAGAAAACGCCGAUUUUGAGCAAGGAAGCCCCGACGAAAACUUAUGGGCUUGUUCCAGACGCGAAUGAACAGAUGGGUUAUGUGGAUCCCGUAUGGGCUUGCUCUGAGAUCCGAAAGGAAGAUAGGCAUGCGUCGGUGGAAGUGAGGGAUCUUGAAGUGGAUGUGAGGGAUGGGGAAGGAGUGGAAGACUCGGAAAUGGAGGGAUCUAUGUAUGAUUCUUUGGAAGGGGUUUCUACUGAUGAUGAGUAUGCACUGACUUUGAAGGAGAACUUAGAUUUGAUGGUUUUUACAGGGGUAGAGGAAACUAGAAAGGUGGAGCCGACACCUUUUAAUUUACUAUUUCCUGUUCAUUCAGGAGUUUCCGGAUGGGUGUUCAAUAAGGUGAAGGAGAUUCAAAAAGUAGUGGGACUUGAGUGCGAGGGUUAUGAGGAACAAUUUAUGGCCUUACUAACAGCUAUCGAAGCAGGGCAUCAACACCAACGGAAAUCCGUUUCGAAAAAACAAAGAGAGCUUAAGCAGUUGAUGUGGUCUUUGAACACCGAGGGUAGUUCAAGUAGGAGUAGGCCGAAAGGGAAGGGGCCAGCCCAUUCUCAAUGAAACCCAAAAUAGUAUCAUGGAAUGUUUGAGGCCUAAAUGAGGUUACGAAACGAUUGCGGAUAAGGCACUUACUUCGGGAGUGGAAAGUAGACAUUGUUUGCUUGCAAGAAACCAAGCUGAAGCAGAUUGAUAGGCGAAUUGUGAGAAGCUUGUGGAGUGGAGUGCAUGUAGAUUGGGUUUAUUUGGCCUCUAAUGGGGCGUCAGGUGGAGUGGUAGUCAUGUGGGACAAGAGAGUGGUGGAAAAAAUGGAGGAGUUUAUAGGAAGGUACACAGUAGCAUGCUCGUUUAAGAGUGUGUCAGAUAACUUUUUGUGGGCUUUUGCAGGUGUAUAGGGCCAAAUUUGGAUAGUAACAGAGUAAUGUUGUGGGAGGAGAUAAUGGGUUUGCAUAGUUGGUGGAAUCUACCUUGGUGUAUUGGGGGUGAUUUUAACGUCACGAGAUUCCCAAGUGAAUCUUUUGGUAAUAGAAGGGGGAGACCAGCUAUGAUUUAAUUUUCUGAAUGCAUCUCUGAUUUGAACUUGGUAGACCUACCUUUAGUUGGGGGAUCCGCCACGUGGGCUAACAACCAAACGUGGUCCCGUCUUGACCGUUUCCUCAUCUCCCCGGAGUGGGAAAGUCAUUUUCCUGAUGUCUGGCAAAGGCGAUUGCCUUGAAUUAGUUCAGAUCAUUGGCCUAUUUUGCUUAAUUGUGGUGGAGUGAGAAAUGGCGGGAGAUAUUUUAAAUUCGAGAACAUGUGGUUGAAGACGGAAGGCUUUGUGGAACGAGUAAGACAGUGGUGGGUGUCCUAUCACUUUCAGGGUACUCCUAGUUUUAUCCUUGCGGGCAAACUGAAAGCUUUAAAACGAGAUUUGAAGCUUUGGAAUACACAUUCUUUCGGUGAUCUAAGGGAUAACGAAGAAAGGAAAAUGAGGGAGAUUCAGGAAAUCGAACAAAUUCAAGAGGUUAGAUCUCUUACCCAAGUAGAGGUUGAGCGGAGGACUUUGUUGGGUGAGGAGCUGGAGAGAAUUAUUCUGAUGGAAGAGAUUUCAUGGCGGCAAAAAUCAAGAGCCUUGUGGCUUAGGGAAGAAGAUCGUUGCACCAAGUUUUUCCACCGGGUCGCAAAUUCUCAUAGGAGAAACAAUAAUAUUGCGAUGCUGAAAAUUGAUAGUACGAAGUGCAGGGAAGAACACGCUAUUAAGGUCCAUAUAGUUGGCUUCUACGAGCAACUUCUUACUGAACCGAUGAGUUGGCGGCCAUUCCCUUAUGGCUUGGUUUUUGACUUCAUUGGGGAGAGUGAUGUUUUUCGAACGGAACAGGCUUUUGAAGAAGAGGAAGUGUCGGAGGUUGUGCAAAAAUUGGCCAAGGAUAAGGCUCCGGGACCGGAUGGGUUUUCUAUGAGUUUUUUCCAAGAAUGCUGGGAUGUGGUUAAGGAAGACAUUAUGAAGGUUUUUCAAGAACUUCAUGAGGCUGGAAAAUUCGAAAAAAGCCUAAAUACAACUUUCAUAGCAUUAAUCCCGAAGAAGGUGGGGGCUAAUGAGGUAAGUGCAUAUCGUCCCAUCAGCUUGGUUAGUGGUGUUUACAAGAUUAUUUCCAAAGUGUUGGCAAACAGGCUUAGUGAGGUGGUAGGGAAGAUUAUCUCUAAGCCUCAAAAUGCCUUUGUUAAAGGUAGACAAAUCCUCGAUGCAGCUCUCAUUGCAAAUGAGUGUGUGGAUAGUAGAAUGAAGAAUGGUGGUAAUGGAAUAAUUUGCAAGCUGGAUAUGGAGAAGGCUUAUGAUCACGUAAACUGGGAUUUUCUACUAUAUAUCCUUGGGAGAUGUGGUUUUGGCGAGAAAUGGAGAGCAUGGAUCCGCUGGUGUGUGUCAACGGCGAAAGUCUCUGUGUUGUUAAAUGGUAGUCCAGCUGGUUUUUUUCAUAGUUCACGAGGCCUGAGACAGGGUGAUCCGUUGUCGCCACUUUUGUUUGUUGUUGUGAUGGAAGGGCUGGGCAGGAUGAUGUCGGCUUUAAGUCGAAAUGGCUUGGUGGGCGGUUUUUCGGUUGGAACCCAGGCGAGAGGCAUUACUAAUAUAUCUCAUAUACUCUUUGCAGAUGAUACCCUUAUUCUUUGUGAUGCAGAUCAGAGUCAGGUGCGGACUUUGAAGGCGAUGCUUCUGUGUUUUGAAGCAGUGUCUAGAUUAAAAGUGAAUUUGAUAAGUCCGAGAUAGUACCAAUUGGAGUGGUGCCAAAUUUAAGACAACUGGCUCGAUCGCUAGGGUGUAAAUUAGCCUCGUUCCCGAUGACAUAUUUGGGUCUGCCAUUGGGGAUAGGGGCAAGAUCGCCCCUCUUGUGGGAACUAGUGAUUGAGAAAAUAGAGAGACGGUUGGCGAGCUGGAAGAGAAUGUAUUUAUCGAAAGGGGGAAGGCUCACUCUGAUUAAGAGUACUCUCUCUAAUUUGCCUACCUACUUCCUAUCUCUUUUUCCUAUUCCAGCAAGAGUAGCAAGCUGUAUUGAGAAAUUACAGCGAGACUUUCUGUGGGGCGGUUUGGGGGAGGAGUUCAAGUACCAUUUGUUCAAGUGGGGAACAGUGUGUCGCCCUUUCUCCAAGGGUGGUCUGGGUAUAAAAAAUGUGAAGGUUUUCAAUCAGGCACUUUUGGGUAAAUGGUUGUGGAGAUAUAGUCGGGAACCGGAUGCCUUGUGGCGAGGGGUGAUUGGGUGCAAAUAUGGAGAUAUAUGGGGUGGAUGGUGUACGAAGGAAGCUAGAGGAGCUGAUGGAGUGGGGUUGUGGAAACAUAUCAGGAAAGGCUGGAUGGUCUUCCUUCGGCAUUCCCGCAUUCAGAUGGGGAAUGGUACCCGGAUCAAAUUCUGGGAAGAUACUUGGUGUGGUGAUGUGUCGUUACAAUAGUUGUUUCCCUCUCUUUACCAAAUUGCCAGCCUUGAAGAGGCUUCAGUGGCGGAGGUAAUGGAUGUAGCAGGAGGACAUCUUCAUUGGAACAUAAACUUUAUCAGGGCGGCACAAGAUUGGGAGGUGAAUCACUUUGUGGCUUUUUAUAGUCUCCUUUACUCUGUGAAGCUGAGUAAUCACCAUGAGGAUUGGUUGUGGUGGGUCCCGCACAGGAAAGGCAAGUUCUCAGUUCGCUCCUUCUAUGUAGCUCUUGAGCAGAAUACCCAAUGUCAAAUCCCUUGGAGGAGGAUAUGGAAACACAAGGCGCCUCUUAAGGCGGCCUUCUUUGUAUGGACGGCGGCAUUGGAUAAGAUCCUCACAACUGAUAAUUUGAGAAAAAGAAGGGUUAUUGUGGUAGAUUGGUGCUGUAUGUGCAGGGAAGGGGGUGAGUCUGUAGAUCAUCUUUUACUUCAUUGCAAGAUUGCAAGGGUUUUGUGGGAUGAGGUGCUAAACAGAGUUGAGAUGGGCUGGGCUAUGCCGGGGACUGUGGCGGCAACUUUGGCUUGCUGGCCCAAUAUAGGAGGCCAGCGUCAGAUUUCAGCAGUCUGGAGGAUGAUACCUAUUUGCAUCAUGUGGUAUUUAUGGCAGGAGAGGAACGCUAGGACUUUUGAAGACAUGGAGCGAAUACGAGAGGAGCUGCUGGCUUUUUUCUUUAGUACGCUUUGUAAAUGGGCCAUUGCUGUUGAUUUCAAUGGGAUGGUCCUUCAUGAUUUUCUUCUCUCUUGUUCCCACUUAAAGGGGCAGUUCCAUGUACAUACUGGGCUAGGCCUGUUUUUGAUUAAUACACUUUUGAUUACUUAUCAAAAAAGAUUAAAUGAGAUGAAAUGAGUUCAACAUCCAAACGGGGCUAAAAAUCUCAGAUGUUUUUUACUCCAAAUCAAUUGCUUUAUGCAUAAUUGUUUAGAAAGGGAUGGAGGUUAAUGUCACAGAUUCAAUCUCACAUGGAUUGGAUAUAUGAGCGAUAGCAGUCUAUUAAUAUUUUUAAUAACUUUGAAGUUUUUUUUUAUCUUACUGUAGUUGGACCAAGAAUUAUUCAUCUAAAAUCAAAUGGUUAAAAUUUGAUGAAAACUGCUCAGUUUUUUGUGGGGGGUGGUGAACUGGGGGUUGGAUGGAGUCCGGGGUUCUGAAAAUAAGAAAGUCAUUGUCAGUUCAAUUUCACAAAAUAAAUUUAAAAAAUAAAAAGGCUUCACUUUCCAAGUCUGUGGUUUCUUGUUAGCCAAUUAAUUUUUAUUGUUUGUCUUUAGAGGGUCUCAAAUUAAAUUUCUAUUACCAUGUAUUAAAACUAAAUUUAUUUAGUAUACUCUGGUUGGUGACAAUAUGUAU